GUGAAUCGGCUCAGUAUAUCGCCAUCUUGAGCAAGUGUUUUGGAAAGGAACCUGAUACUCGAGUUAACUUUCCAAAUUGUCCACUAUGGCAUCCAAAGAUGAACUCUUGCAGAAGGCCAAGUUUAGCGAGCAGGCUGAACGGUAUGAUGAUAUGGCCAGGGGCAUGAAAGCACUUGUACAAAUGUCGGAAGAACUUUCAAACGAGGAACGGAACCUGCUCUCGGUUGCUUACAAAAAUGUCGUAGGUGCACGUCGCUCAUCUUGGCGUGUGAUUUCAAGUAUUGAAAACAAAAGCGCCGAGGGUGAUAAGAAGACACAAAUGGCAAAAGAAUACAGACAGAAAAUAGAAGAGGAGUUGAAACAAAUUUGUGAGGAAGUCUUGAGUCUGCUUGAUGGGUCACUGAUUCCAAAGGUGAAUGGAAACAAUGGCCACGAAGAGAGUGUCGUGUUCUACAUGAAGAUGAAGGGAGAUUACUAUCGCUACCUAGCUGAGGUCAGCCAGGGCAGCACUCGGGAUGAGGUGGUUGAGAAAUCUAAUGAGGCAUAUGGUGAGGCGAUGAAAAAGGCCAGUGAAGGACUGACUAAAACACAUCCCAUCCGGCUAGGGCUAGCACUUAACUACUCCGUGUUCCACUACGAAAUUAAAAACAACCCGUCAGAUGCAUGUAAUCUCGCCAAAAAGGCAUUUGAUGAAGCAAUUGCUGAACUAGACACAUUAAAUGAAGAUUCCUACAAAGAUAGUACAUUGAUAAUGCAGCUGCUAAGAGAUAACCUAACACUUUGGACGUCGGAUGCUCAGAAUGAGGAACAGACAGAAGAUAACAACUGAUGGCGGGGCAAUGUUGCGCUUUGUUUGUCUUUUGUUGGCCAGUGGGUUGCGCCAUUUUUACCAUUAGGACAUUAUACUGCAUUGUUAAUCACACAGUCUACCCAGGAUGCUUGCCUUCCUGUAUUACAGUAAUUACUCUGUGUUUUGGGACACUUAGGUCUCAGAAAUGGGUCUCAUAAUGCUUUUUUUAACCGUGACAUUAAUGACUCACAUGUUCAUGAUCUGAUUUGUUGAGAUGUUUUUCAUUAUGAAAUUUAAGUCUGCAUGGGUAUCACUUGAUAAAGCAAUUAAAUAUUGAUAAAGAGUAAUCUCUUAAUGUGUAUGAUUGUAUGAAAAUUGUAAUAAACAAAUUCACUUACAAUUCAUGCUUAUAAAUGUAAUGUUGAGCCCUGACAAGUCGUAUAUUUAGUGUGUUGCUUGAAAUGUUAAGUGUCCUGGUACAUAGUGUAAUGACUUGUUCUUUGCGGGUUUUUUUUGCAAACUGGGUAUUUUCUUAUCUUUUCAUUCAAAUCGAUAGGAAUUGUUUUUCAUUUUGUUAGGUUGUUUAAGUUAAUGGCUGUCCCUUGCUUUUGAUUUUUUAAAGAACAGAAUGGACGUUUAUGAAGAGUUCUACAUCAGUACAUAUUCUAAAUAUAUGGAAUUAUAUUAUUUGUGUCAAGUGUAUCUACAUGGCAGGUGUGAAAAUAAGCAUACAUUUUUUAUCAAAUCAAUGUAUGAAAUACAGUACUGUUGUUUAAGGUAUAAAUAUAUGUAUGUUUAACACAAUAACAUUGCUGUAUUGGAAACAGUAUGGUAACAGAGAAUCAAUGACACUAAAAAGUAUUUUAGGAAUAGCAUUAGGAAAACAUACUGAUUCUUAAUUUUUUUUUAAAUUGUUAAACAAUUGAAAUAUAGUGGUAGUGGUGUUAGGUCUUUGAAAAGAUGCUGUGAUAGGUAAACGUAAUUACUAUUAAAUAACUAGUUUGUAGAUGACUUCUACUCUUUACUCUAGAUGCUAUUAAUGCUGAAGAAAUGAUUAUUGUCAUAAAAUAGAUUUAAAUUUGUGUGAAAGAUAGUGAUUUUAUAAUCAUGGUAAUGAAUGUUAAGGUUAGUUUUGCUGCUCAGAGAAAGGUACAUUUACAACAGAACAGAAUAAUUACCAACAUUUUGUGUAGGCCAGGUUAUUUUCUUUUUAUUUUCAAAUACAUACAUGUACAUGUACAUUUGGCAUGAUGGGGGAAAAGAGUAAAAAUUAAUCAACAAAUGCGUACUUUUUGACAAUUUUUUACAUCCUCUUGGACUAUUCUGAAUAAAAAUGCUUCUUAGAAUUCACUGCUGAUGAUACUCUUAUUAUGUAUGUAUUUGUCCAAACAUAAUAUUCCUGCACUUUACCCAUAACAUAAUCUUGACCGGUACAACAGAGAAUCUGUAUUCAUUCAUAUGUGUGUAGUUUUGUCCCAAGUUAAUGUGUUCGUUUUUAAGCCAACGUUGUGGUAUUGUAUUGCAUUAAGAACCUAGGGUCAACGUGCUCAAAUGCUUGAGACCAGUGUUUUUUAAAAUUUAAAUGUUUAACUUGAUAUUUGUACCCCACUGGUGUGCUUGUGCUUAUUUCGACCAUGGCGGCAUGCACCCAUUGUAUUAGUGCUUUGAAUAUUUUAUAUGGUUGAAUAAUUAAGCACUAGUCAUGUUUGCCAUACAAGACAUCGUAGUCUAGUCUGUUGAGUGUAUCAAGUGGGCUAUAAGCCUUUUAAUAUGAGGACUGAUAUUCCUAUCAUGGAUCUCAAUGAACUGAUUUAUCAGUUGAGGGAGAAACUGGGAUAAUUAUCUUGUAAAUGAGAUACUGAUAUGGGUUUGAGAUAUGUACUGAUAACAACUUCUUCCAUUUGCUUAGCUUACAAGUUAUAGUAACAAAUACUAAAGAAUUAUAAAACAAGAAUAGAUUUGUUAAUGAAGUAUUUGAUGGUUAACAUUUUAAAAUGUAGCUCUUGGAUCAAUAGAUGACAUUACUUUGUGACAGUUGUGGUAUAAAUAGAAAAUAAACAGUAGGUGUGCACAGCAGAAUAUAACUUCAUGUUAUGCUUUUAAAGUUUUUGUGAACUGAGAGUGAAUGAUUGAGUAUUAUGUUUGCUCUUGUGAUUUAAUGUUGUUAUGUAUUCAACAUUUCAAUGUGAGGCUGUUUAAUGUAUGAUUUUGUAUACUGUUUAAUACUUAAUUUUUGGAUUAAAUGUACUGCUGUGAAUCUGAUAAUAUAAAACAAUAUGUGAGACUAAUAGUUAAUGGCUAUUGGUAUAGCUACAGAAGAAAGAAAACUAUUUACUUCAAUAGCUUUAUGCUUAUUACUUCCGGCCGACUGUAUAAAUAUUGAAGCAAUUUGACCGACACUUCACUUAAAGUUUUAAUUUUUGAAACACCACGUUAUUUUAACACAACAUGUAGAUUGCAUAUCUCAAAAAAUCCUACCAAAUUAUUACUACUGCUAGUUCAAGGAUUAGUUAAAUAAAUUGUUGUCUAAGUGUAUUAUCUAAAGUUGACCUAUGAAAGUGUAUAAUCUAUUAAAGUAAUUACCUGCCUAUUAUUUUAUCCCCACCAAGUGCUAUACAUGUUUAUGUUGCGAUUUUUUUAAAAUGAUGAUUUCUUAAUACAGAUCUGAGCAACAUAAACACGUUCUGUAUCGAGUUUACCCUCGGAUUCUGAAAGGUGUUAUAAGUCAAUUAAUAUAGCAUUUUUGAUUUAAUAACAGCAGUAUGUGUGUCUGCCUUUCAAUAAAUCAAAAGCUGUUGUUA
Molecule: messenger RNA, 3591 nt
Organism: Mya arenaria
Lineage: Eukaryota; Metazoa; Mollusca; Bivalvia; Myida; Myidae
Product: 14-3-3 protein beta/alpha-B-like
Exons: 5
Coding region: 86-829 (247 amino acids)
Biological process (GO): signal transduction
Cellular component (GO): cytoplasm
Source: RefSeq, a predicted model, not a curated record